Messenger RNA from Rhopalosiphum padi (bird cherry-oat aphid), 1481 nucleotides. RefSeq names its product conserved oligomeric Golgi complex subunit 8-like. Gene Ontology annotation, molecular function: transcription coactivator activity. Lineage: Eukaryota; Metazoa; Arthropoda; Insecta; Hemiptera; Aphididae. Gene Ontology annotation, cellular component: nucleus. Bases 224 to 1027 code for a protein of 267 amino acids. The transcript is spliced from 3 exons. The record is from RefSeq and is a predicted model, not a curated record. Gene Ontology annotation, biological process: regulation of DNA-templated transcription.
AAUUCAAACCAAUCAACAGUUCAUUCUUAGUUCGUACAUUACAUAUUAUUCAAAACAAUAGACAAUAAUCUUUAGUUUGCCCAGUUGCGUGCACGUCUUGUUGUUUUUCUUGCGGUGUCCGGUUGUUGUGAUUCUUUUUUGAUAAACUGUUAUUUACAUUUGCCGAUCAGUGACUGCGGUUAGUCUUCUCGUCCGUAAAACAAAAAGUGACGAGCGCCGCACCAUGGCCGAUUGUCCUCAGUUCCAGUUAAUGCCUCAAGUGAUGCCCGUAUAUCAUCCGCAGCCGCCAUCGACACAGCCACCUCCACCACCGAACGCGUUCCCAAUACCGACGGGGCAACCGAUGUUUCCAAUGCCGCCGCAUUUUGGCUAUCCGCCCAUUGCGUGGUCGCCAAUCCAUCACUAUCCGCCGCCGCCAACGCCACAGCAACCGGUCCACGAACACGCUGAGGAGGAUGACGAUUACAACGCACAGCAAAUCGCGUUCAGCAAUAACAACAAUAACAGCAGCAGCAACAACAAAAAUAUCAAUUCUGCGGAAGACUCGCAAAACGAUUUGGAAUUGCAGUCACCCCAGCGCCCGAAUCGUCAGAUGUUCACACGCAAUGUGUCCAACAAGUUUGAUACACGACAUGAAGAAUUCAGAAAAUACUUAGAAGAAGUAGGUAUUUUGUCUACAUUCACUAAUAUUUUAUCAGAAAUGUACCAAGAUCCUUUGCGACCUAAUGAUCCGUUGGGAUAUAUCCGAGAUAAAUUAACUUCUUCUCGGCCCGAAACAAUUGAACUUCAAAAUCUUCGCAUUUGGUGUGACCAAUAUCAAACAAAAACUAUUCGCCUGGAAAAAGAGUUAAAGCAUGUAAUUGAACUGUUAAGGAAACAUGAACCAUACAUUACUGAUGAUUCUCUUUUUAAUGAAAGUACAAAAGAAAAUGACUGUGGUGCCUGUGUAUUGGAUGUAUCAAAUCUUUUGUUGGAAAAUAAAGAAGAAAAACUUAAACUUGGAAUGAUAAAAAAAUAUAACAAAUGAUAGUUAACAUUAAUUCUACAAACAACUUAAGAAUAAACUAUGAAAAAUUGAAAGAUUUUCAGAAUUUGUUGUUAUUGUAACUUAUGUUUAAAUCAUUUUUGCAAUUGUAUUCUUGUUAAAGAUAAUUUUUCAAUUUUUCUGUUUCUAAAAUUGGACUGUACUUAUUAAAUUUUAAUGACGUUAUUUAAAUUAAUAGUUUUAUGUUGGAUUUUAAGUUGUUUAAUUUCUCUACUUGGAGAAUUAUUCAUUAAUAACUUAUGUUACAGUUACAUUCGUAUUUUGAAUGUAUUUUCUCUUUAAAAUGUUGAGAAAAUCCAUUGUUGAAGUUUAUUUUGUGCUCAUAUAAUAAUUUUGUUUUUAAUAUCCUUAUUGACUUAUUUUGGUUUUUUUUUUAUUGAUUAUCUUUUUUGAAAUUGUCUAAUUCUAAUUUAAAAUGAUUUAUUAUUCAAAUUAA